Molecule: messenger RNA, 829 nt
Organism: Paramecium octaurelia
Lineage: Eukaryota; Ciliophora; Oligohymenophorea; Peniculida; Parameciidae
Source: the annotation of a GenBank genome assembly
UAUGAAUCAAAAUACACCCUUCAAUGAACGCUUCUUCAAGAUUUAGGAGAAAUUGAAUUCGAUUCCUCUUCAGCAUGAUACUUCUAAAGCUCACAGAAUUGAUACAAUUAAUUCUAGAGUCACAGCAGUAGAGGAGAGAAUUCAGGAUACAAUAACAUCUUAUAACAGAAAACUAGUAAUAGUCUAAUAAAGAUUAAAAGCAUACUUUGAAAGAUGAGAUAGUGAGAGUUCAGAAACAGAUUGAAGAGGAAAACAAUACUUUUGAAACAUAAUUUGAGUAAAGAGUUCGUGAGAUUGCUGCAUUUGAAAGCAGAAUCACAACCAAAUUAGAAUAGGAAAUUGCUUUAAGAAGAGAUGGAAACUUAAAAUUGCAAGGGUAUUUGGAUGAGAAAGUAAAGUGAAGAAUUUAUUAGAACCCAGGUUGUCUACUUGAAAUCCGAUAUUCAAACAGAGAGUAAAAUCAGAUAGGAAUAAAUCGAGAAUAUUACUACCUCUUUGGAAAAUGAUUUGCCCAAAUUGUAUGAUAUGGUGAAAACUGAAGGACAGGACAGGGAAGAUAGUGAUAAUGGAACAUUGAGGAGAUCUGGAGAUGAGAUCAGAAGAUUGAAUGAAGGGUUAACCAAUCAAAAGAAUUUAAGGUACAUUUGAUUUACAAACGUUUUAGAGAAGAAUCUGAGACAGCAAUCUUUGAAAUGUUGAAGGAUUUAGUUUCUAGGGUCAAGAGUGAAAUUGAGGAAGAAAGGAAACUAAGAGAAGAAUCUUAAGAAUCACUUCUGGGUUUGUUGGAAGAUGCUGCAAAUAAAAUUUAUAGAGCAGCAAAAGAUUGAUA